Molecule: messenger RNA, 8346 nt
Organism: Columba livia (rock pigeon)
Lineage: Eukaryota; Metazoa; Chordata; Aves; Columbiformes; Columbidae
Gene: JCAD
Product: junctional cadherin 5 associated
Exons: 4
Coding region: 362-4399 (1345 amino acids)
Biological process (GO): positive regulation of blood vessel endothelial cell proliferation involved in sprouting angiogenesis
Cellular component (GO): adherens junction; ruffle membrane
Source: RefSeq, a predicted model, not a curated record
ACAGCCUCUAUUCAGAGCACAAACUUAGAGCUGCGAGCAGGAGCAGGCUUGGGAUUUAGACAACUCUCAGCAGAUGAGCCUGUUCAAGGGUCUUUCUUGGCUUUGUUUUUCAUCCAAAUUCUGAUCCAUGAGAGGAAACCAGGCUCUCUCCUCUGGGCAUGCAAGGUUUUUAGGGUGUGUAUCCUAAACAGCAAUUGAAUGUGAUGCGCAACCUGAGCCUGGAGCAGGGACCUGAACGCUCAUCUCUCCCAUCCCAGAAGUGACAGAUGUGACAUUUUCAUCUGUUUGGGCCCAGAAAAUGUGAUGGGUCCUUCUGGAAAGAGCUUUCUGAUGGCACAGCUGUGAGUGAAACCAGCACAAUAUGUUCAGUGUUGAGGACCUCCUGAUUUCUCAUGGAUACAAAUUGUCCAAAAAUCCCCCGUAUGAGAACAGCUAUGAUGGAUACCGGCAUGACAUCGCAGGGAAUAGAUCUGCUCAGAGAAUGCUGAAUGGGUUUGAGGCAGACUCGAGAGCCGGGGCUUACAGCAAGAAACCUUUGGUGAAAACCAACUCGAGCAGCACGGAAAGCAGCUGUGGGAGCCAAGGGAGGCAAGCAGGUCCUGGUUACCACCAUGACCUUCAGGGUUUGUCCACUUUUCAUACUUCAGAAGGGGGGGUUUAUGACAGGCCUCCAUUAGCCUGGUCUUCCCAGCCCAAGACUGAUAAAGAUCUUGCCUACUGGAGAAGACGAGGACAGGACUUCAGUGUGCUCCUGGGCUAUUCCCAGAAAGGUUGUGUGGAAAUGAAAGGCCUGGCUGCAGCACCAGGGGGUCCCCGGCACACCAAGGAGAGCCAGCUGAAGGUGGGGACGGCUGCAGGAUAUGUCAGGAGAAGUGGCUUGCAGGAAAGCUGCGAAGUGCCUGAUGACUGCAAAUGGCAAAGUCUGGGAAUGGAAAGCUGGAACCAGCCAAAAAAGGUCGGGAGGCAAAUGUCCGAGGGUGACAGGGAGAAGCUGCUUCAAGAGCUGUAUUCGCUGACCCUGGGAGACAACGUGCUCGGCGCCCACAACAAAGGAAAAUCGCAGUCGUUGCCGAGGGUCCUUUCUCCUGAAAGCAUGAGGUGCGUGGAAAUGCCCUCCCUGACCAACAGUAAGAACUCUCUCAGUGUAGCUAAAACCCCCUCCUACCCCCCAAACAGACCGAGUGUGGAACCAGCCAAGCACCAUGGAACAGGAGGCCGUUUCGUUCCCCUGGUAAAACCCAAGUAUGGGAGACCUCUCAAGCCUCCAUCCUACGACCUGCAGCGACAGACCAGGGCACCUGCAGAAACUAUGGGUUUCCAGGACCACUGCCAGAAAGAGGAACCCACCUCCUACUUAGCCAAAGUUAAUGAGCCGAGGCAAGAUGCUUGUGUUCAAGACUCUGGUUUGGAGCCCCCAGUCUAUGUACCUCCUCCAUCUUACAAAUCCCCAUCUCACCAAAACGUAACCCCACAUCCCCUCAGUGAAGUGCCUAACGAUGACACACCCGCCAGCAGCGAUCAGCAGGGUCCCGUGGAGCGGGUUGUCCCCUGCCAACGACCAGCCGUGAAUACUUUUGAAGCGGGGGGUGACCCUUGCAAAGACAACCAUCUUCCUCAUGGGAAGCAAAGCCAUGCAAGGCGUCCCGCUGACCACCUGCGUUCUGUUCAGUAUAUUCCCUUUGAUGAUCCUCGGAUACGACAUAUUAGAAUUGCACCACCAGGAGGUCUGCAGGACAACACUACAUACUCUGAAAAUGCAUGUAGUCCCAGUUCUGGUGCUUUGCAAGAGAGAAAUCUUGAAGUACAGUACAACAGUGCCUUUUUGGAUGCAGCAAACUUGUCCAAUCCUGCAAAGGGAGAAAGAACUUCUGACAGCUCCACCCAUAGUAACAGAUGGUUGGCACCAUCCAUCCGAGAUCAGGAAAAUUGUGCCUUGCCGGACCAAAGAGACAGUUACAGCACAACUAAUCACAACCCCCAUAAUGAAGCCACUGCGGAGUACACAAGAGGCAAACUUUCUGUAAGACAUUCACAUAUGGACAGCACCUGUGAGACUGUUACAAAAGUGAAAAAGUUUGAACCUGGAACCGGGAUGCAGAGCAAAAAGAGUUCAAAGAAAAAAAUGAAUGAAACUAUAUUUUGUUUGGUCUCUAUCCCAGUUAAAUCAGAAUUCAAUCUGCCAGAUACAGAUAGGAACAACAACAUAACCCAGAGCCCUGAUAAGAAUGGGUUUGAUAACAAUGGGGCUUUGCAAGAACAAAGUCUCUUAAGUAUGUCUUCAACGGACUUGGAGUUACAAGCACUUACAGGAAGCAUGACCAAUAAAAAUGAGUUACAAAAACAAGAGCUGUGGAGACCAGAAGAGUUCAAACAAAUGAAUGACCUCAGAUUUAUUCAGCCUGCAAAACACAGAGAGCUCAAAUACUCUGGCUCCUGGCCAGGUGAUCACUACAAAGACCAGCAGACACAGACCAAUUUCACUGAAGAACCUACAAGCCCACAGUUUCUCCCUGAUACAAAGCCUGGGCAGCCCAAUAGUGACAAACCACUGUCUCCAAAGCUCCUAGGAUGUACAGCAUCCAUGAUCGGGUCAAAACAGGCAGGGCCGCCUUCUGAUGAGAGAAGCUGCAGACAGAGCACAUGUGGCAUGAAGGGUCAGAUGUACCUCAGCCAGUCUAGCAACAGUGCAUUUUCCAGGACUGCCACGUCGGUCCUUCAGUCCCCCUCCCCAAAAGCCCACCAGAGCCAGCCCAUGCCUUCCCAGGAGAGGGAAAACGGCUUUCUUCCCAAGGGAGAUGUAGUUAAAGGAGAAGCAAGCGCUCCCUGCAACAGUAAAGAACUGUUUGGGCAGUUCCUGUUGAAGCCUGUAAGUCGCCGUCCCUGGGAUGCAAUAAGUGAGCUGGAAAGUUUUAACAAGGAGCUGCAAGAGCAGGAGGAGAGCACAAGCAGUGAAGAAGAUUUGGAAAGUGGUGCAGCUUCUCCACAGGCAGAUGCCCUUACAGAGAGGAGGGCAUCCAGAAAUGAGAAGUCCAACCAGGAGCCAAAACACGGUGGGAAAUUGGAAACGGUUGUGCCAGAGGUGCCUGUACUUAGGUCAGGAAGAGUUAAAAGUAAGUCUGAAAGUUGGAGCGUGGGGAUGAAGCAUGGUGGCGAGCCAGGCUGCGUUGGUGCUGGAGGCUCCUGGCAGGUAGGAGGGAGCAGUGAAGGAGUCAGGCCAGCAGAUGGAAGUCUGAUAACAGAAACCAGGACAGGGGAAGCCGAGAGCAGAACAAGCAAGCAGCCAGUUCGCGUGGGCCCUUUCAGGAGAGUUUUGUCCAGUAGCCCAAGCAGUUCAUGUUCCAGUAAUCCUUUCAAUAACCCUGUCUUGCAGGAGAUGAGUGAAGACCAAAAUUACCUAGACUUUGUUAAACUGAGUAAAGGUGCAACUCUCACAAAUGAUACAGAAUUAGAAGGAGGCUCGGUAGCACACUUAUCCUUAACGAAGAGGAACCAAGGACGCUCUGAGCCAGAUUUGAGGUCAGUGGGACUUGAUGUGGCUGCAGGACCUGGUGCUAACAGUUCUGAUCACUCUUCAAAUGCAAAUGCAGUGGAAAUCCCUGUGAAUGAGUCAUUGGAGGCAAGAGCUGCAAGAAUUUUAGGUAUAGAUAUAGCAGUGGAGUCUCUCCUUCCGGAUGACCAUGUUGGACCCCAUCCAGGGACCAGCCCUGCAAAUGGUGCCCAGGACUUUGAGUCAUCAGUGGGGAGCACAGUAAGUGACAAAGAAGGAAAAAAAGAUAGUUCUUUUGAAGGCAGACGAAAAUGUGGCUGGACAGAGAGUGCUCUCUUUGUUGGAGCAGGAGGCCGAUCUUUAUACCCUGAUGAACACCAGAGCACUCAGCAGGAAGCCAAUGCUAAAACCCUGGUAACCGAGCAAGUUCUUGAACAACCUGCAAGUCCCAGCCAAGGUGAGGAGCAAAACUUGGUUUGCAGGUCAGCUGUGUAUCAUUCAGAAAAGAGAAUGAGAAGCACCUCGAAAGUGAUAGAGACACUCCAAGGCAAGCUCGCAUCUCCACCGAGCCGGACUGCCAUGGAUCGCUUAGUGCGAAUGAAAGAAGUUGACUCUGUGUCCCGGAUGAGACGUCUGAGCAUUAAAAGUGCAGACUCGGGAGAGGAUGCGGAUGAGGAGAAGCUGUCGAGGGUACAAGAGGAAAGAGGAGGCAAACUAGCAAGCUCAGGGGCUGUUUCCAAGCGUGUUAUCUCUCUCAGUGAAAAUGGAUAUUUAGGUGGAAUGGACAAGAAGAAGAUGGACAGAGAUUUUUCUUUAGGUAAGAGUCUAUUAUGGGAGAUUCAAGUGGGUUCUGUUUCUUUAUGUAAUGGGCAUGAUCGGUUUGCUCACACCCACGUAACGCUGCUCAAAUAGUAACAGGCUGUAGGUGGUACUACCCCUAUCUGUUUGCCACCCCCUUUGCUCUCCUUGUGGAAUAGAUAACGUGAGUGUUUGCUGAUCCCAUUUUAGGAAAAGUUACUGUAAAACUCACUUGUGAUACUGAAACUCAUUCACAGAGACUGGAGCACUCCCUGAGGUUUUUUCUCUGUCUAAUUGUUUCAGGGAACGGCCAGCUUCAAACAGCGGAGUUCAAACAUAGUCGCUGUAGUGCCAGUGUUUGGGAAGAUGUGGUGAUUUAAUCAUAGCCUCUCCUUGAAUACCCAUUUUUUCCCUCUCUAAUACUUAAGUAGACACAUGCUAUAUCAGAGUUCAGAAGAAACUAAAAAUAAAAAUCUGAUGUUCCUUCUGUGAAGCCUCUGGGAAAUGACUGCAUUAAAGGGCCUGGAAAAUUCUCUCUCUCAUGAAUAUGUUCCAGAUCAGAUGUUGAAAAUAACUAUUAUCCCCAGGUCAAAUGGAAAGUUUACUUUUUCAGUGAACACCUUUUUUUUGGUGUGUGUUCCUUAUUUCUCAAAAGCAUAUAAACUUGUGUAGUCCAUAUGCAUGCCCAAAGUAACAUAAGCUGUUCUUCCUGCCAAACGGUUUUCCUAUGGCAUUGUGCUGAACAACUGAAAAUCAGUUGUUGCUAUAGAUGUGUGUAAAGGAAUAAAUCUCCCAGGACACAUGUCUAGUCCAUUAAAUUAGUUGGAGUGAGCAAAUGAAUGGUGUGAAAGCUGUUAAUAUUAAUCUCCUCCUUCCAUUUUCCAUCCUCUCUGUAACAGCUGACACUCUACCUUUAAAUCUACACAGGUUAUUCAUUAAACCUCAUUGAUAUAAAUCUGUUAACAGUUUUCCAGUGCAGAGGGACUGAAAUUAAAUGGAGCGUACUUUAAAGCGGAUUUAUGUAUUUCCAUCUGAAGAGAAGUAUUUGUAUAAGUUCUAAGUAUUGACUCCUACAGUCUUGCAGCCUUUCCCUUCAUGUUUUUUUCUGUAUCCCACAGCUCUGUGUCUCUCUCUGCUCUGAACCGUAUUUCCCUAGACCAGAUUUUCCAGACUAAUUCAGCUUCCUUGUGCCCAUCAAGUCUAGUAUGCCCCACACGCGUUUCAUAUGCUUUUCUCCCUUGGGGUUUCUGCUGGAGUGAAGACAGUAACUGUUGUGGUGACAUGACUUCAGGGAUGUAUCAAAACAGAUUGUGUGUGUUUUAUUGGAGAGUUAUUCUGCAGUAAAUUAGGUCUAAAUUUAUCCCUCUUGCUGACAAUGCUAGGCUUGUAUUUUGCAGUGUGUUCCCAUUGCAGUAGUUCCUUUGCAGACGUAACAGCCAUCCUCAUGUCUGGGUAGCGUGGAUGUCCCUUCCUGCACCACACAUCCAGUACCACAGGUGACAUGCACUCACGUGGGGCAGGAAGGUGUCUCCUCCACUGGCUUCUUCCCAUUCAAAGAGACCCGAAUUUGUUGAUGCAUGCAAGAUCUCCAAUUUACCUUAAUGGAGCAGGACUGAAGAUUCAUGUUUGUAGGAAGGCCUGAUGCUGUGUCUUCCUCUGUUAACCCUCACUCCAACUUCCAGACUAGCUCACUAGCCAAAAUGAGAGUUAAUCCUGGAAAGCCAUUGUAUUUGUUGCUUUUAGAGAGUGAAUAUUACUGAAGUCUUAUAAUUGCAGACUGGGCCCAUCACAAAGGCUAGAGCCCUUAGCAGAAACCAGUUUUCAUAUGUAUAAUGCAGCUUGACAGAUGAACAGUCAUCUCAGAGUAAGAGCUCUGACGAAACUGAGUGCAAGAAACUGAUCUUAUUAUGCAAAUACUGCCAUUAGAAGAAUCUCCGAAGUGUUCCCAAAUGCACUGGAUGACUUUUCACCAUUGCUGUUUGAAGACUGCUUCCUUGAGGCUGCUGAUCUGGCUUUGUUCCUCUAGAGAGUAUUUCAAAUCAGCUUAAUCAAAUGUGGAAUAAAUGUUUCUGUAUCAGUGCUAGAACUCCAAUGUUUGUCCCCCUGGAAGUGUGAUGUAGCCUGGCAGUCUAGACCUUUUGUGUCCUUGGUUUGGGUGCUGUGGGUAUGGCUAAGUUUUCAAGUAAUAAACUGAGCCAUGCAGAUGUUCCAUGUCAUGUGGCCUGAUUUUCUGCCCCCCUGCCAAACGGUGAGCACCUAUUGGUGUGAAUGUGUCUGGCCUUAGGAAAAUCAGGCUUCUGAAAUGCUGAGCCUUUUUUAUUCUUAGGUCAAUCUCACACAGAACAGUUCAGAAUUUUUGUAUGUUCUAGCAGUUUAGAUGGCAAAAUAUUUACAACUGAAAAAAUGUUACUGCUUUGCCCAGGGAAGUGGUGGAGUCACCAUCCCUGGAGGUGUUUAAGAGGCAUUUAGACGAGGUUCUUAGGGACAUGGUUUAGUGCUAGAGUUAGGUUAUAGUUGGACUUGAUGAUCCUGUGGGUCUCUUGCAACUGAAACGAUUCUAUUCUGUUCUACUCUAUUCUGCUCUAUUCUAUUCUUUACAGGCAUCUUCCCACACCAUCAGAGCAUUAAGCUUAGAAAGAUACAGCAUUAUCCUCGAGUGCACUAGCCCUCAAAAACUUGUUUCUCUUCAUUUUUUCGCAUUCAUGUGUUGUCUGUUCUUGAAGUUUGGAAAUACCAGAAGAGGCUGAAGAGUGAUAAGCAGUUCUGAAAACAUAGGUGUUGCUGGCACAGACUCCUUUCUUGGCUGGCUUAGCAAUUUGAGGAGCGUGGGCAAGAGAUACGAUAAAGGAUUCUGCAUCAAGAAUACACCCACUGGGGCCAAAUCCAGAAGUUCUUUCGUAUCCUGUCUCCCCUUGGUAUGAGUGUGGAUGCUGCAGAUGGACGCUUGCACACAGAAGUAGAAAUUUCCCUCUGAGGGUUUUUAUGCUUGUUUGAAUGAAGACAUUCACAUCAACAUGAAAGUCCUGAGGGUGAUAAGUCCAAAGUGUGAUAUUUAUGUGUGCAUAUUUUCAUGCUCAACAGUUUAAAUCCGAGUGCUGUGGGAGCACGGCCUACAGGAGGGAUGUUUAAGGUGAGGUCAGACACCUAGGUUGUGUAAACGAGCAAGGUAGCACCUGGUAGCAUGGACUGCAGCACUGGUUUGUCCAGGCCCUGUGUGCCUACAGACUCCUCCAUAGGUAGCCCUGGUUCCUCCAUGACAUUAGUGUGCAUCCGAGGGAGCCAAGGGUAAGUCAGAUGUGUGCGUGGUGGCACGGGGUAAGCAGAUCUCACAAGGCAGUGCUGUCCCAGAGUCACGAGGGUGAAGGAAAAGGCUCACUUCAUGGCCAGUGUUGGGAUAAAUCCAAUAAAAAAAUCUGAUAGAAGAGCAUCCUUGGGGCUUCAGGAAAAGAAAACCGAUGCAUGGUCUGUCCUUGUGAACUGACACGAGUUAGGCUGAAAAUGAAGACCAGUGUUAGUAAGCCAGUCCAGUGCUUUAUGAAGAAUGUGAGCUGCAGACUGAGACAGUCCAGUCAUAGUGAAGCAAUGCAGCUGUGCUUUCCCACAUUCUACUGAAUUAGUCUGAAACCAAAGAUUUGUGAUCGAAUGAAAAAAUCCUGAUGAGUGGAUGGCACCGUCACUUCUUUAGCCAGCCUUAAACACUGCUAGGAUGCUUAAAGCAUUUACUUGUCCUUACUGUUCAGUACAAUGCGGGGCAAAUCAUAUGUCUUUUUCUCCCUGCGGAAGCAUCUGAAAACUAUAAACAAUCACUUAGCAGUCAGUGUGCUUGUUCCUACCUACUCAAAGUUUCCCAAAUUAUAUCUACAUAUAUAUGAUCCAAGUUGCUCCCAAAUUACACUGGUGUAACUACAGAAUUUGGGUCAGGAAUGUAGUAUGUAUCAUUAAGGCUGUAAGUCCAGUAGUAGUUUUGGUGUUUGUUUGUUUGUUUUAAUAAAAGCUAGGAAAACAAUGUCUUGUUUCCAUAGCUAGCAAUGUUGAAUAGAUUUCACAAUACAUUAUUAAUA